CUAUAAACAGGAGGGCAUCAAAUAGUUUUACAGAGCUGUCAGUGCUGCUGCAGUCGUUCAAACCAUGGCCACACAACAGACCCUUCUGAUUAUUGGAAUAUUUGUUUUAGCAGGAUUUGAUGGAUGUUUCUCCGUUAUUCCUGAGGAGGAGCAGAACCCAAACUUUUGGUAUGUUAAGGGUAAAGAAGCUCUUCAUACAUCCCUCUCCAUGAAGCCCAACCUGCACCGUGCUAAAAAUCUCAUUCUCUUCCUCGGAGAUGGCAUGGGAAUCAGUACUGUGACCGCAGCAAGAAUUAUGAAGGGACAGAUGGAAGGGAAGACAGGAGAGGAGAGUGUCCUAGCCAUGGACACAUUCCCUCAUCUCGCUCUCUCCAAGACCUACAACGUCGAUCAGCAGAUGCCUGACAGCGCAGCAACAGCCACUGCAUAUCUCUGCGGUGUGAAGGCAAACUAUGGGACUCUGGGUCUCAGUGCAACUGCACGCCGCAAAGACUGCAGCUCAGCUAAAGGCAAUGAGGUCAAAUCAAUUCUGCAUCAGGCAAAGAUGGCAGGGAAGUCUGUUGGCAUAGUGAGCACGGCACGUGUCCAGCAUGCAUCACCCGCCGCCAGUUACUCCCACACCCCUGAAAGAGACUGGUACAGCGAUAAAGAGCUGCCAUCUGAAGCCAUCACAGGUGGAUGCAAGGACAUCGCAUAUCAACUGGUCCAUAAUACUGAUAUUAAUGUUAUUUUAGGUGGCGGAAGGCAGUACAUGUUUCCCAAGGAAACGGUUGAUCCUGAAUACUCCACAGUUACAGGGAGCCGACAGGACAAAACAAACCUAGUUGAUGUGUGGUUAAGAAGCAGAAAUAAUGCCAAAUAUGUGUGGAAUAAAAAAGAUUUUGAUGCCAUCAAUGAGGACAAUACUGAUUACUUGAUGGGGCUUUUUGAGCCAAAGGACACCAGGUACGAGCUGGAACGCGAUCCUUCAAUGGACCCAUCGUUGACUGAGAUGGUGGAAAAAGCCAUCAAGAUUCUUCGCAAAAACUCAACAGGAUUCUACCUCUUUGUGGAAGGUGGGAGAAUAGAUCACGGCCAUCACGCAGGGCAGGCCAAGUACGCUUUGACGGAGGCUGUGGAAUUUGACAGGGCCAUUGCACGGGCGGCUGAGCUGACGAGUGAACUCGACACCUUGUCCGUGGUGACUGCUGACCAUUCCCACGUGUUUUCCUUCGGUGGCUACUCUCACAGGGGCAAUUCUGUGCUAGGCGUUUCUUCUUCAAAAGCUGAGGAUGGCAAGAGCUUUACUAAUGCACUUUACGGGAACGGUCCAGGAUACCAGAUUGCGAAUGGAACUCGUCCUGACAUGAAUGCAACGAUCUCAAGCAGUAAUGAAUAUCUUCAGCAGGCUGCUGUACCUCUAGAUUCAGAAACUCAUGGUUCUGAGGAUGUUGCUAUUUUCGCCAAAGGCCCAAUGGCCCACCUCUUCCACGGAGUCCAAGAGCAAAGCUACAUUCCUCAUGCUAUGGCUUACGCUGCCUGUAUUGAGCCCUACACCGACUGCCAGCUAGAAAACUAUGGCGUUUGCACUCAGUUCAGCCUCGUGGUUCUGAUUCUGAGCUUGCUCUCCUCACUCACCACCCUCAUAUAAUGUGACUAAAGUGGGGUGAGGUGCACUUUACACAGUAUAUUUAAAUUACAAUACAUUUGCAGGUUUUCCCCAUUCAACUGCAAAAUUUAGACAACUGACGGGCAAGAUGCAUAAGUUCUGUGUUUGCAAUUAAUGUUGGUUGAGAUCCUCUGUGAGGACAUGAAUAAGUGUUGGGCAAAUGUUGAUUAAUGUAUGCCAAUAAAAUCUGGCAAAUCCAAAAAGAUUGCA
Onychostoma macrolepis is the source of this 1858-nucleotide messenger RNA. It is a transcript of the gene alpi.2, whose product is annotated as alkaline phosphatase, intestinal, tandem duplicate 2. Bases 65 to 1630 code for a protein of 521 amino acids. Gene Ontology annotation, biological process: dephosphorylation. Gene Ontology annotation, molecular function: alkaline phosphatase activity. Gene Ontology annotation, cellular component: plasma membrane. The record is from RefSeq and is a predicted model, not a curated record. The transcript has 11 exons. Lineage: Eukaryota; Metazoa; Chordata; Actinopteri; Cypriniformes; Cyprinidae.